AAGAUGAUAACUGCAAUUAUAUAGCCAAUAUUUGCCUUCGUCUCUUUUUUUUUCUUUCAGGGUCAUUGAUCAACCAACCAGCUGACCAGUUCUCCAAUGCCUCAUGCAAUGAUUCAACAUACUGCUCUCCUGUGGAUGAUGGAGUCGAGGCACCAAGUCCAUAUAAAGCUCUGGAGAUGCUAUUUAUUGCUCUGGUUACAGGCUCUCUGAGCUUUGUGACUGUUACGGGAAAUAUUCUAGUCAUGCUGUCCAUCAAAGUAAACCGCCACCUACAAACUGUCAAUAACUAUUUCUUAUUUUCACUGGCAUGCGCUGACUUGAUCAUUGGUGUUUUCAGCAUGAAUUUGUACACAGUGUACAUCAUUGUUGGCUACUGGCCCCUUGGGCCAGUGGUCUGUGACUUGUGGCUGGCUUUAGAUUAUGUUGUCUCAAACGCUUCAGUGAUGAAUUUAUUGAUCAUCAGCUUUGAUCGCUAUUUCUGUGUGACUAAACCUCUGACAUAUCCAACAAGAAGGACAACUAAGAUGGCAGGGUUAAUGAUUGCAGCAGCAUGGAUCAUGUCAUUCAUUUUGUGGGCUCCUGCCAUCUUGUUCUGGCAGUUCAUCGUUGGACAGCGAACAGUGCCGCCUGGAGAGUGUUAUAUUCAGUUCCUUUCUAACCCUGCGGUGACGUUUGGAACGGCUAUAGCAGCAUUCUAUCUUCCAGUAAUUAUUAUGACAGUCCUGUAUGUCCACAUCUCUCUGGCCUCCAGAAGCAGGGUCUCCAAACACAAGCCAGAGAAGAAAGAGAAGAUGGGAGUAAAAACUCCCAGCUUGAUGAAGAGUCAUCUGUUAAAACAGAACAAUAACAAUGAGACCAGUCCUCAGACUAGCCCACGCUGUACUCCUAAACUAAGUCUGGAUUCAACUACCACUGCACUGGAGGCUGUGAAGAAUGGAAGAGUGGAGGAACCAAAACCAGUUCAACCACAGCCUCCAGCACAGCCCAGUCCAGGACUCACACAGGAAAAAGAGAGCUCCAACGAUUCGUCCACAGUUUUUAUUCCCCCCACAGAACCAAAGGAUAACACCAACAAUGAAGUGAUGUCUGAGGCUGCAACAAAUCCCAAUCCAGUUGCCGCUGCAACAGCCAAUCCUGCUGAACCCAAGAUCAGCGCCACAUCAAAGUGGUCCAAGAUAAAGAUUGUAACAAAGCAGACUGGGGACGAAUGCAUCACAGCUAUAGAGAUUGUUCCUCCUGUAGAGGGAGCUGAGAGACAUUCAAUCCCAAUCAGCCGUCCUAGGACUGUGGCACGAAAGUUUGCAAGCAUUGCAAGAAGCCAAGUGAAGAGGAAAAGACAGAUGGCUGCCAGAGAAAAGAAAGUGACCAAGACUAUCUUUGCAAUCCUGCUGGCUUUUAUCAUCACAUGGACACCAUAUAAUGUCAUGGUGUUGAUUUCAACCUUCUGCCAGUCCUGUGUCCCUGACACUGUGUGGGCUAUUGGCUACUGGCUGUGUUACGUCAACUCAACUAUUAACCCAGCUUGUUAUGCACUGUGCAACGCCACAUUUAAAAAGACAUUUAAGAACCUGCUGCUGUGCCAGUAUAAAAAUAUAGGUACAAGAUGAGAUGGUAGAAGACUAAGGGUGGGUUAGAUUGGGAAUGGGGGGAGGAAGCUUUGUGGAAAAGUGAGUGACAGAGGGCUGAAGGAGCUGAAGAAGAGAAAUAAAUAUCAUAAUUUAAUAGAGGGGUUGCAUCUAAAGGGAAAACAUAUCUGCAGGAAAUGAGAAACUGUGGUUUAUUUUGCAAAUGAAUGCCAGUCAUGCCUAUUGGUACAUGUAAAUUUGUAGUGAAAUUUGAGUAUAAACCAGGGAUUCUUUAACCUGCGCAGCUCAAUCUAAGAUAAAACGUAUAUUAUAUAGAGUGGAAAUAUGGCUUCAUAAAAGCAGGGUAAACAACUGCAAUGAUAGAACAGGGAGGAGAAUGUGAAGAAAUAAACAACAGGUGAAUGGAGGUAUGAGCUGAUGGAGUGAAUUACAGUACUAAUCACGCUGAGUGAUGAUCCUGGAGCAUGCAUGACUGAGGAGGGGCUUUUGUUGGUGCGUGGAUGGAUAAAUGAGUAGAUGGAUGGAUGUUAGACUGGAUAGAUGGAUGGAUGGAUAGCUGGAUGAAUGGAUGUAGACUGGAUAGAUGUAUAGAUGGGUGCAUAGGAGUGGCUGUAAAACAAAUCGAUGGAAGUUUCCAUUGGUGACUAUAACAUUCCUCUUAUUUAAAGAAGAGGAUGAAAUAGAGAGAAAUAAGUGAAGUACAGAGGGUUGAAUGAUUUUGUUACUAUGAUGGCCACUAACAAAUUUAAGAGAAAUGAUUUUUCUAUAUCUGUUGUCAGAUCUGGCCAGUUAGAAUCCUCAGUUUUGACUGAGAAGAAGGUGUGGAUUUUCUCAUCAGUGCUCUACAUACUCAUUUGGAAAGGUACUGGUUCUAGUUAUUAUGAGGGCAAAAUUUCCGAUCUCCUAAAUUUAGGAUUAUUAAAGUGAUUCUUCAAAAGCUGACAGAUCUAGUACCAACACAAACAAUACAGUCAUUUGAUCCCUGUAAAAUUGUCUUGGAAUAAAUCAGUGCAGCCUAUGUGGUUAUUAAAAAAAAACCCUAAAAGAACUACAUGGCAGAUUGUUUCCUUACAAUCAAAGUUCUCAAAAUAUAUGUGGGCACACUAAUAAAACUGUUGCAUCUCCUAAUGUACACUGUAUAGACAAAAGUAUAUAGACACUAGUCUUUAUGGGGCUGUUUUUCUGGGGUUGAGCUAGGCCCCUUAUUUCAAGUGAAGGGAAAUCUUAAUGCUUCAUCUUACCAAGACAUUUUUGACAAUGCUAUGCUACCAACUUUGUAGCAGUUUGGGGAAGGCCCUUUUCUGUUCCAGGAUGACUGUGCCCCAGUGCACAAAGCAGUGUCCAUGAAGACAUGGUUGGAUCAGUUUGCCCCAGAGCUUUCUGUGUUUAUAAAUGCAAUGUCAUUAAAGUCCCUGUUGUCAGGUGCCCCAAUGCUUUUGUCUAUAUACUGUAAUAACACAGCUAAGAAGGUAUUGUGAAGCCCGAUACAGCCACAGAAUUUGGCUGUAUUUGCCAUUCUACUGGUCUUCAUCAUCAUAUAUAAACAUAUGUAAAAGAUGGAAAGGAUGGAAGGAGAAGACG
Messenger RNA from Scatophagus argus, 3167 nucleotides. RefSeq names its product cholinergic receptor, muscarinic 4a (gene chrm4a). The transcript is spliced from 6 exons. The record is from RefSeq and is a predicted model, not a curated record. Gene Ontology annotation, biological process: G protein-coupled receptor signaling pathway, coupled to cyclic nucleotide second messenger; adenylate cyclase-inhibiting G protein-coupled acetylcholine receptor signaling pathway; chemical synaptic transmission. The coding region runs from base 177 to 1607 and encodes 476 amino acids. Gene Ontology annotation, molecular function: G protein-coupled acetylcholine receptor activity; G protein-coupled serotonin receptor activity. Lineage: Eukaryota; Metazoa; Chordata; Actinopteri; Scatophagidae. Gene Ontology annotation, cellular component: dendrite; plasma membrane; synapse.